AUGUCCCAACUUCCCAGCGAUGUUCGACUACAAAUUUCACGCAUGUCCACAAAUGAAGUUUGGAAAAUUGAUGAGCUUCUUGACACCAUAAAGUCUGAAAUUGAUGCCCGGGAAGCAAGCGAAGGAGCGAAAUCGAGCGGUGUUGAGAAUCGCAAGCCUCCUAUUAAUCCAAAUGCGUUGGUCGCAAAGAGCCCCAAAGAGUUUAAAAUUCGUUGCGCUUACUGUGGAAGCCUACACUAUUCUGCUUCUUGUGACAAGGUGCUCGAUUGUGAAAGCCGAAAGAAGAUUCUUGCAAACAGCAACCGAUGCUUCAAUUGUCUACUAAAGGACCACAACAACACUCAGUGUAUGAGCGAGAAGAAUUGUAGGCACUGCAAGAAAUGCCAUCAUCAAUCCAUAUGUGAUCAAGUUCACACAAAGGUAAACCUAUCAAUGGCUGAUGAAUCUGCGAGCAGCGAAACAAGCAGUACGACAACGAGUGCAACGACAACUAUGAUCAAUGCGAACGUACAACAACCAAAAACUGUGCUUUUACAAACAGCACGAGCUGUGGCACUCGAUGAAACAGGCAAACUUUCGCCUCCAGUCAGGAUUCUGUUUGAUAGAGGAAGUCAAAGAUCUUAUGUCACCGAAAAUCUUCGAUCGAAGCUAAAAUUGAAAUCCGUUCAACACAAAAGGCUAAAUCUCAACACCUUUGGAGAAGCCCGUUACAAAUCUCAGAAUUGCGACUUAGUUCACUUAUGA
Molecule: messenger RNA, 744 nt
Organism: Orbicella faveolata
Lineage: Eukaryota; Metazoa; Cnidaria; Anthozoa; Scleractinia; Merulinidae
Source: RefSeq, a predicted model, not a curated record